This is a messenger RNA of Pocillopora verrucosa, 1063 nucleotides long. The record is from RefSeq and is a predicted model, not a curated record. NCBI's taxonomy places the organism in Eukaryota, Metazoa, Cnidaria, Anthozoa, Scleractinia, Pocilloporidae.
AUGCAGUUUUUUUCUAAGAUUUCAGAUUUCGAUAGACCAGAGACAAACCAAGGAGGGGAGACGUUCAUUCCCGAGGAAGUGUCUCUCGCAGGAAAAAAAUUGAAAGAAGGCACUCUACGUAGUGAUGAUCACCAGGGACUGUCGAACUCCAUCUCAAAAGACUGGAGGAAGCUUGGACGCCGGCUGGGUAUUCUCGAGGAAGACCUUGAUAACAUUGAUGAAAGGAGACGUGAUCUUUAUGAGAAGGCUUAUCAAAUGUUACGGUUGUGGAAGGAAAAAAACGCUUCGAAUGCCACGUAUCGUGCUCUGUGCCAAGCAUUGUGCCACGAGUGUUUAAAUCGAAGAGACUUAGCUGAAAGAUUUUGCUUUCGCUAAGUAUACUAUCCUCGGUAGAGGAAUAACUGAUAGUUAGGAAAUGGACUUCUUUCUCACCAUCGAAAGCUAUGUUUAUAACUUCGUGUAUGUAAUAAAGGGCUUUCAUUGACUUUACCAUGGUAAGCUGAAUUAUACACGCGCUUUGAUUACUUUUAAUCUAUUGAAGGAUUGAUGUAAAGAUGACGUCAUCAUUACAAAGAUAUGUUAUUUUAUUAUUGUAUGAUGUAUAUAUAUUCCAUGUUGCCGUGGGUCUGUACAGUAAAAGAUCAAAGAAAACGUCAAUAUGUGGUAAGAACAUCAAUGACAAACUCAGCUACCACAUUAUGACGUCAUCUGUCAUCUGUAAGUUAAACAGACGCACAGCGAGUGAUUAUAAUUAGAAUUAUACGGAUGUUUUUCCAUUUAUUUGUAGCCUCAAAUUUUUCAGUAUCAUUUGCCCAAUUUAAUUUUUGAGCUUGGAAUGUAAAUCAAUAACACUUAAAAAUAGAUGUUGUUUACUAUAAAACCUGUGUAAAACUUCACUGACAAAUUUAAUAGUGUAAACAUUUAUUACGCAAUGUAAAUAUACGUUAAAGAGUUUCGAACCAUAUGGAAAAACUCAGUUUUGCUGUGUAGUAAAAUUUGUUAGUUAGCGACAACCAUGGUUCAACGCAAGUGCAUGUAGUGGUGAAAGGUAGUAGGUAUAAUG